Molecule: messenger RNA, 1128 nt
Organism: Sphaerulina musiva SO2202
Lineage: Eukaryota; Fungi; Ascomycota; Dothideomycetes; Mycosphaerellales; Mycosphaerellaceae
Exons: 2
Coding region: 200-955 (251 amino acids)
Cellular component (GO): cytosol
Molecular function (GO): RNA binding
Source: RefSeq, a predicted model, not a curated record
CUUCACUUCUGACUUGUGACUCGAUUCAUUCCACUUGCUCCUAGGAAAGUGGCAUCUGGGAAGAAAAAGCUUGGAAUACCACAACAGACUCCUCCACCUCGCCCACUCGAACAUCGACGAGAACGACAUUCUCUGACCGCACAUUCGAAUACCCCGCCCCGCCCACUGAAAGAACGCGACCCCGCCAUAUACCAUCGAAAUGUCGUCGAGAGGAUCCACGAGAGGCCGCGCUGGCAAAUUUGGAAAGGCGAAGCGAGGAGGCGGACGCCACUUCAGCAAGAACCUUGCACCUCUCGAUGCAGACGGGGCCGAGAGCUCCAUGUGGGGAGAGUCGGUCAAGGAAGAAGACGACGACUCUUCAGACGAGGAUGACUCUUCCGAGGAGUCGAGUGACGAUGGUGGCCCCGCACAGCCACAGGCGGAAAUGACCCGUGAGGAACGACGAGCUGCCGCAAAGGCAAAGAAAGAGGCUGCAAUCAAGAAGAAGCAGGGUCCUGUCGAGGCUGGUGAUCUUCCACCAAACAGUGAUAGCGAGAGCGACGAAGACGAUGAUAUGCCAGCGAACCCCAACCACAGCGCGAGCGCGCGUAAGCAGGCUGACAAGGUACCAUUCAGCGCUGAGGACGCCGAGAAGCAGACUGCCAAGGCGAAGAAGACGGGCGACAUCUCACAACUCAGCAGACGUGAGAGGGAGGCGUUGCAGGCUCAGCAAGCAAAGGAGAGGUAUCAGAAAUUGCAUGCUGAAGGCAAGACGGAGGAGGCACGUGCUGAUCUGGAGCGACUGAAGUUAGUUCGUGAGCAGAGAGCGGAAGCUGCCGCAAGGAAAGAGGCCGAGAAACAAGAGCGUGACUUGAUUGAUGCAGAGAAGAAAGAGCAGCUGGCCAGAUUGGAGCGUCAACAGGCGCUGAAGGCGGGGCGAGGCGGACGUGGAGGCAAAAAGGGUGGAAAAGCGUGAGGUUGGCUCCGAGAUGGUCUUAAAGGGUGGGCUAUGAUGAGCGCUUUUGCAUACCACGGCGUCUGCAUGAUGAUGAUGACGAUGACGAUAGACGUAUGGCAUACUGAGGUAUCUGUAGCCAACGGCUUACAAACUGGAAAACAAAACACUGCAUGUUGCGAUCUCAAACUCCC